AUGGUUUCCUCAAGAUUACUGUUCCUCCUCUCUCCCAUUUUGAUGCUCAUUAUUCAUGCCAAUGGGCAGCCACCCUUCCGAGCUUAUUUUUGUGAUAACAAUAAUGGUAACUACACCAGUAGCAGUAUCUAUGAGAAAAACCUCAAUCAAGUCCUCCCCACCCUCUACUCCAACACCACAAUUGAUUAUGGGUUCUACUAUUCCACUUAUGGCCAAAACUCUGACACAGUAUAUGCAAUUGGACUCUGUAGAGGAGAUGUCAAUCCAGAUGACUGUCGUGGUUGCCUUAAGAACUCUUCCGCUCUCCUCACACAGACCUGUCCCAAUCAAAAGAAUGCAAUAGGAGUGUACGACGAAUGUAUAUUACGUUACUCAAACAGCUCCAUCUAUGGAAUCAUGGAAAUAAGUCCUAUUAUUUCACUGCGGAAUGGGAAUAAGGUGGCGGCCAAUUCUGUGGGUCAGUUCAAUGAUGAUCUCAAUUCCUUGCUGAGUAACCUAACAAAUGAAGCUGCAGCAGGUAGUUCUCUUCUUAAGUAUGCAGCACGAGGUGGCACACGAGACUUUCUGCCAUUGUAUGCACUUGUGCAGUGCACGCCUGAUUUGUCUCAGCAAAACUGCAUUAAUUGCUUACUUGACGCUAUUAAAGUUGUUCCACAAUGUUGUAAUGGGACGCAAGGUGCGACAGUAAUUGUGCCCAGCUGUAAUUUGAGGUUUGAGCAAUACUCCUUCUUUGACUCUACUACAGCUCCACCAUCAACCAAUACCACCACUUCUCCACCACCAACCAAUGUCACUAAUUCAAAAGGCAAUCAGAGCAGCACAUCACGGACUGUCAUAAUAGUAGUUGUGGCAUCUGUUGCCUUUGUUGUACUAAUAGUCUCCAUCUGCAUCUGCGUCUAUUUGAGAGUGAGCAGUCCAAAGGAGAAAGCAGCAGAAAUAUUGACUUGUUCCUCGUGUGAAGACAUUGAUGAUGAAAUUCCAAGCGUGGAAUCCUUGCAAUUCGACUUUAGCACUAUUAGUGUUGCGACAGAUGACUUUUCUGAAGCAAAUAAGCUUGGACAAGGUGGAUUCGGGGCUGUUUACAAGGGUACGCUCUGUAAUGGAGAAGAUGUCGCAGUUAAAAGAUUGUCAACAAAUUCUGGACAAGGAGAUCUAGAAUUUAAGAAUGAAGUUCUAUUGGUUGCCAAACUUCAGCACCGUAAUUUAGUUAGACUCUUAGGGUUUUGCAUGGAAAGGAAUGAAAGACUUUUGAUAUAUGAGUUUGUGCCAAAUACAAGCCUUGAUCACUUCCUUUUUGAUCCUAUCAAGCGUGUACAUUUGAAUUGGGAAAAGCGUUACAAAAUCAUAGGAGGUAUUGCUCGAGGGCUUCUCUAUCUUCAUGAAGAUUCACGGCUUCGAAUUAUUCACCGUGACCUUAAAGCAAGCAACAUACUUUUAGACAAAGAUAUGAAUGCCAAGAUUUCAGAUUUUGGCAUGGCAAAAUUGUUUUUACUGGAUCAAACUCAAUCGAAUACAAGUAGAAUUGUGGGAACCUAUGGAUACAUGGCUCCAGAAUACGCAAUGCAUGGCCAGUUUUCAGUGAAGUCCGAUGUCUUUAGUUUUGGUGUGUUAGUGUUGGAGAUAGUAAGUGGACAGAGGAACAAUUGCAUUCGAAAUGGAGAGAAUGUUGAGGACCUUCUAAGCUAUGCAUGGAAUAAUUGGAGGGAGGGAACUGCUUCACAUAUUAUUGAUCCCACAUUGAGACAUAGCUCAACAAUUGAAAUAAUGAGAUGCAUCCACAUUGGCUUACUCUGUGUUCAAGAAAAUGUAUCUGAUAGACCAACCAUGGCUUUGAUUGUGCUUAUGCUUAACAGCUACUCUAUCACUCUUCCAGUACCAUCCCACCCUGCAUUCUUUAUGCACAGCAACAUUGAAUCAGACAUGUCAUCAAAUUGGGGGCAUAAUUUAGAGGUGCCAAGGUCAGAUCAUUCCAAAGGCCAUUAUGUUCAGCACUCAGCAAAUGAGGCUUCAAUUACUGAGCCAUAUCCUCGUUAG
Molecule: messenger RNA, 2034 nt
Organism: Quercus lobata
Lineage: Eukaryota; Viridiplantae; Streptophyta; Magnoliopsida; Fagales; Fagaceae
Product: putative receptor-like protein kinase At4g00960
Exons: 7
Coding region: 1-2034 (677 amino acids)
Biological process (GO): protein phosphorylation
Cellular component (GO): plasma membrane
Molecular function (GO): protein serine/threonine kinase activity; ATP binding
Source: RefSeq, a predicted model, not a curated record